AUGACCACCCUUCAGCUCACAAUGUUUGUCCUGCUUCUCACCCAGACUUGCGGACAGAAGCCAGAACCUGUUUUCAGACCUGUAGGCAAAGCUGUGGAGCUGGGUUACUGCUUUGGCACGGAUUACAUGCUGGUUUACCGCAUUCUCGGAGAAAGGGACCAGCUAAUCAGCAACUCCUCAGAUGUAAGUCCACCUGUUACUCUUCCUGCAGACCUUCAGGGCCGCAUCGAGAACAGCCACCUCCAUCAGCUCAUGGGCUUGCAGAUCAAGAAACUUAUCAGAGGAGAUUCAGGGCUUUACCGAAGGGAUUGCUGGAAGAAUGGCACACAGAUCAGCCAGCACACACAGCUGCUCAUUGUGUGCGAUUCUGAAAUCAAAUCAGAGGAAAUCAUUGUUAAUUCAGAAGCUGACGGGACGGAAAUCUUGUGUAACAGCACUUCUAUUGGACACGACGGAGUCAGCGUGCGGUGGUACCACGACGUCUACCCAACGUACACCAUCGAACUGUUGUUGGACAGCCUGGUUUCGCUGGACCUCGUCAGCGGCGUGUUGGAAGUCAAGAAUCAUGGAGCUACACUUGUGCUAAAUAAGAGCAUGUUGAACAACAAUCAGCAUUUUUUUUGCGAAGUCUACAAAGACACGCAUUGCCUGACCUUUCAAAACCUGUACGUGUCGGAAAGCCAUGAGAGCAAGAAUGUUUUUGCCUCACAUGGCGAAGAAGUGUUGUUGUAUUGUCAAGCAGAUGGAGAUAAGCAACGCUGGGAGACUCCGGUCGGAACAGUGGACAGCAUUGACGAACCAGAUCCAGAAGCAGAUUUGUACAUUGUGCACUGGUAUCGCAGACAGAAGACGCAUCAGCACGAGCUAAUCUGCGACUCAGGAGACGAAAGCGUUCCCAUCCCCGAGGAUCUGAGAGGGAGAUUAAGUCUAAUGGACAAUGGCGCAACUCUAAUAAUUUCCCGUGUGAAGAGGGCGGACGAAGGGACUUACUGGUGCGUUGUGCUUAAAGGUACUGUUUUUAGGGAUGAUGAGGAUUAUGAUUAUGACACCAACGAGGGAGAGGAGGGAGGGGAGGGUGAGGAGGGAGGGGAGGAUGAGGUGGGAGGGGAGGAUGAGGAAAGCGAAAUGGGCUUUGAUUGGGGCAACGAGAAGUGCCUUUUCAAACAAGACACAUAUGUGAGUGUGAAUCCAAAGCUAUCCACGCCACCCAUGAUUAGACUGGCCCCACCCAAAUCGGUUGGAAAUGGGCAAGCAGCGACAAGAGCAGAGGUCACGCUGUUGGGAAUAAGCCUUCUCACAAUGUUUGUUUUUGUAAAGGAUAGAUGA
Molecule: messenger RNA, 1326 nt
Organism: Knipowitschia caucasica
Lineage: Eukaryota; Metazoa; Chordata; Actinopteri; Gobiiformes; Gobiidae
Source: the annotation of a GenBank genome assembly